Messenger RNA from Medicago truncatula (barrel medic), 1369 nucleotides. RefSeq lists its product as uncharacterized. Bases 226 to 795 code for a protein of 189 amino acids. The transcript has 2 exons. The record is from RefSeq and is a predicted model, not a curated record. NCBI's taxonomy places the organism in Eukaryota, Viridiplantae, Streptophyta, Magnoliopsida, Fabales, Fabaceae.
AGAAAAAGAAGAAAAAACAAAGUAGUAAAGAAAAACCAUUGAGCAGUCACUUCACAUAAAUAGAGAGCCAAAACAACAAUAUAUAAUAACCCACCAACCAAACAUUUCUUGCAUCUUACAACCAAAACCAAAUUUUCAUAUCAAAAAGAGUUACACUAUUUUCUAUAUGUGGUGUUUCCCUUGCUAGCUUGAAGUUAUACACAAAAAUAUCCUCAUCUGUACACCAUGAGGAGCUUUUCAAAGAGCAAAUUAUCUCAAUGUUUUCGCCCUGUUGUUGAUCUUGAUGACAUACUUGAAUCCAAAGUUGUUGCUCAUCACCACUCAAAGAACAAACAUACAGUUUUAAAAGUGAUCAAAGCUAUGGUGUUGGAAACUAUAUUGAAUAGAAGAGCUCGUCAUAAAACUUGUUAUGGCUUUGAUUGUUUUAGUGUGUCAAAAAAUAUUUAUUCGACGUAUAAGAAAGUAACCAAAGCUACUCAAUCGUCUUUGACAACUUUAUCUUCAGAUAGUUCAAAGUUAUCAGAACCAAAGAAAAUGUCCACCAAAGAAAAACAUGAGAAAGAAACUAGCCGAGGAAGCGCAAUAUUAGAUAAGCAAAAGAAGUUUGAGUUUUAUGCAAUGUGUUUGGUUCUCAUAAGCUUGGUAUUUACGGUGUGUUUUGGGAAAUUAUUUGGAAUUUUUUUGACUUCAAUAUGCAUCUUCCUUUUCUCUCUUUGCAACUCAAACUAUAGCGCUGCCAAAAGAUGUUGCUAUAUGGCCCAAAAUACAUGGAUCUCCCCGAACAAAGCUUUAUGAGCCACAGAUGACAGUGAAGGAACAAGUCAUUUUCAUGUAUGUUAUAAGGUUGGGAGAAACAGUUUCACAUUUAUCUCCUUUGCCUUUCCUUCGAAUUGGAUUCCCUGCAGUUACAGCAUGUAACAAGACACUGUAACAGAUCUAAGCAGUCAAAUAUUAAAUUGGCGGAUGAGAUUGUCUUACCUGGCGGAUGAGAUUGUUUUACCGAAUGAAAAUGAGUUUGAAAUGUAAAUGUCUGAUCUCAAAUCAAUAGUUUUGAUCCAGUACACACAUUAAACCGUGUGGAAAUGCAGCAGCAAACAAAGAGAAUUUAUUCCGGCAUAUAGAAAGCCCAUCACAAUGUUGUAUAUAUAUGAUUGAAGUUAUGGAAUAAAGUACAGAAGUGUAGAGUUGCUGCAUACCAAGGUUGUCAAAAUCAGAAUUUUGCUUCAGGUCGAAAGAGAAAAGUAAAAUUGAAAAUCGUAAAAUCACAAUCAACUGAAUCAGUUAUUUGGUGGACUUUAAACUGUAUCUGUUAUGAGUAUAUACAAUUUAUAACUGACUCAGUUUAAAGUCCACAUAAUACUUGUAAAUA